AUGGAUUCUCUUGAUGAAUCAAAAUAUACUUCUAUUAAAGAAGGACAAGCAACUGUAUUGUUUCCUAAAGAUGAAGCGGGUGCAUUUUAUAACCCUGUACAAGAAUUAAAUAGAGAUCUUUCAAUUAGUAUUAUUUCUAAAUAUUUAAAGAAUAAAGAAAAUGAAUUAAAACAAAAAAAUAAACAAUACCAUCCUUUAAUUGUUGAAGCACUCGCUGCUUCAGGAUUACGUUCAGUUCGUUAUGCUAAAGAAUUACCACAAGAUAUUGAUUUUAAGGUUAUUGCAAAUGACAUCUCUAAAAGUGCAGUUGAAUCUAUUGAGCGUAAUGCUAAAUAUAAUAAUACUACAAAAAUUCAACCUUCAGAAAGUGAUGCUGUCUUAUUACUAUAUCAACUUUCACAACAAAAAGAAAAACCAGAUGUCAUUGACCUUGAUCCAUAUGGUGCUCCAACAGUAUUUUUAGACGCUGCUUUUGCUGCAAUUAAAGAUGAUGGAUUAAUGGCUGUUACUUGUACUGAUAUGGCUUGUUUGGCUGGAACACAUUCACCUGCAUGUUUUGCUAAAUACGGUGGAAUGCCAUGGCACUCAUCAAGUGCACAUGAAUUUGGAUUAAGACUUGCACUUCAUUCAUUAGCAGAAAAUGCUGCACGACAUAAGAAAUACAUUGUUCCAAUAGUUUGUUUUCAUAUUGACUUUUAUGUAAGAAUGUUUGUUUUAGUUAAAUCAUCAGUUGCUUUAUCAGGUGAACUACCACUCCAUGAAGGUCUUGUUUUUGUUUGUCCAACAUGUGAGAGUUUUUGUUGUAAUCGUCUAGCAAGUAAAAAGGAUGGAAAGUUAAAAGCAUCUCCAUUAGAAAUAGAAUCCAAUAGAUGUAUUUACUGUAAAUCACCAGUUCAUAUUACAGGGCCAGUGUGGUUAGAUAAUUAUGUUGAUUAUCAGUUUAUUAAAGAAUUACUUAAAACUUAUCAACAAAAUGAACAACUUCAUAUUAAUUCAAGAAGAAGGAUUCUAGCAUUAUUAACACUAUUAAAUGAAGAACUACCAGAUACCCCUCUUUUCUAUGCAUUAGAUAGGGCUGCUCAUUUCUUUAAAAUUACAGUUCCACCACGAUCUAUCUUUGUUCAAGCACUUGAAUCAAAAGGAUUUAAAACAUCGUUAUCACAUACAUAUCCAAACAGUAUUAAAACAAAUGCGAGUGUUGAUUUAAUUUGGGAUUUAUUUAGAGAAGCAAAUACUAUUACACCAUCUAAAAUAUCACAAGAAACACCAGCAUAUUUAAUACUUAAAGAAAAACAAAAAGUUAUUUUUGAAUUAACAAAAUUCAAAAAAUUAAAAGAAAAGAAACCAAUUCCAGUCUUUGUUGAGAAACCUGGCAAAAAUUGGGGACCAGCAUGCAAAAAAAGAAAAGUAUUAACUGACAAGAUCAAUGCACUUGGAGAUGAAAAGAAAAAUGAAGAAUUAGAUCUUUGA
Messenger RNA from Entamoeba dispar SAW760, 1470 nucleotides. RefSeq lists its product as uncharacterized. NCBI's taxonomy places the organism in Eukaryota, Evosea, Mastigamoebida, Endamoebidae. The coding region runs from base 1 to 1470 and encodes 489 amino acids. The record is from RefSeq and is a predicted model, not a curated record. Gene Ontology annotation, molecular function: RNA binding. The transcript has a single exon. Gene Ontology annotation, biological process: tRNA N2-guanine methylation. Gene Ontology annotation, cellular component: nucleus.